AAUUGGUUUUAUGUGUGCCUUUCAGUUUGUGAAGGGUGUGAUAGACAUGAAAUAAUAUGAAAUGUUCUACAUGGCAACCACAUGAACAGUCGGCUGAUACACCCAAACACCAAACACAAUCAGUUUUAAUUAUAGACUUAAGAUAUGUAAUACUAGUAUACAUCAUGCUAUUCAUUCCUCCAUUCCAAAAGACUUUGUAAGUGUAAUUGAAUAAGUGUUUAUAAUGAUUUGUGCGAUAAUGCGCACUAUUUCUCAGCGCAUGUGUACAGUAAGUCGUUUUGUCAGCUGCGAGUGAAGUAACGACGCCAUAGGAUCUGUCAGUUUUGAAUUUUGUACGUUGUAACUAUCAUUGUAUGUACAGAAACUAUUGAGUGUAUGUUCGAAGUUAUAUUAUUCCGUCGUACUUCGGUUGAAAAUUAUUUUGCGGUUUCAAACAUAAUUUUAAUAAGACCCACCAGGAAAGUUUUGUAGGAAGUAUUAUAAAUUGAAUUGAAAUUGGCAAGGAAAUGGUAAUUUUCAUUUAAAUGAAUUGAUCAAGGCCCUUUUUGAACCAGGUCUUGGGGUAAAUUGUAUUAAAAAUAAAAAACCUCAGACAUGGAUCAGGGCCUAUCCGAUAAUGUUCAUCCACUUGUUAUGCAGUUGAAUGAAGCUCUGAGCUUGGAAACAAAAUUCCAAGCUAAUCUUAAACUUCCCAGCACAACUCAGGCAUCAACUGAAAUUACAACAGGGAUAAGAGGAGUGUCUGCCCAUGUACUACGCUGCUUAAAAGUGUGGUAUGAUCUUCCCAGUGAGGUCCUGUUUGUUGCUAUUAACCUAAUGGAUAGGUUUCUAACAAAGAUGAAGGCAAGGCCAAAAUAUAUGGCUUGUAUUGCUGUCAGUUCAUUCCAUCUUGCCUGCAAAGAAGUGAUGCAACAUCGACAGAAGGUUGACUGUGAUUCAGAUUGGAUUGUACCUGAUUCUAGAGACCUUGUCACUAUUUCCCAGUGCAAGUGUACUCUUGGGGAUUUGGCACGAAUGGAGGACAUAAUUUCGUGCAAACUUGGUGCAGAACCAAAUGUCUUGCCAAUAACUCCUUUGACAUUUCUCCAGCUAUUUCACGAACUAUUUUCUGCUGCUGCGAAAAGCCUUGGAUUGUUAUCUUUUUAUAAAAGUAUCGUUGAUGAGUCAACUAUGUGGCUGUGCUUGGAGAUAAUAGCCUGUGAUGGAUCAUGUGCAAAUUUUAGAGCUUGUGAAGUUGCUUUAGUGUUGUUGUGUACUCAGCUAGAAGGGGGAGUAUCAAAAUUAACUUCCAAAAGUCAUCACAGUUCAGGUUCCAGUGCCAGUGCUGAAGUUAUGCAACUUAUUGGAUUUGCCAUGGAGCUUCAGAAAAUCUGUAAGAAAUUAGCUGACCAGAUACUGGUUAAAGCAGCAUGUUCUGGUGACAAAUCUUCUUUCUUCUGCUGUCAUGAUGCUGUUUUCAGCAUUCUUGCUCAUUAUAAUGCAGAGUGCCAAAUGCCUUAUCGUCAACGCUUGGUGUGGAAACUAUCACAUCGAACUCUUAGAUAUUUGCGUCCAACUGACAAACUCACAUCAUUAUUACCAACAAUUGAUGAACUGCGUCAAUUGCAAACUCCGUCUAGAGUUAGGUUUGGUAGUGUGAGCUCAAAUGAAAGUUGGGAAUCGGAAAAGGAAGAAAAAUUUUCCAGAGAUUGGGAUGCUGAAGAAGUGAUUUCUCUGCAAGAGUAACUUCGUCUCUACAGAACGCUGUUUUGUUGUACAGUUCCAUGGGUGUCUUUUUCUACAUGCACUAGUCAUAAUAUCUUCCCUUUGCACAGUGUUCUGCUCCUUUUAAAAAUAACAUGAUAAAAUCUUGUUAUUUAUAUGUGAUAAAAUAUAUUGAGUGCUUAAAAAAAUUAAAAGUUUUAGGACUCUACAAAUAUUCCAAGAUGCCAUUUAAGUAAAACAUAUCUUCUGAUGUAUACCACUCUCGAAAUUUUAGAGAUAAUAUUUCGAAAUGGAAAGUGAAAUUUCCUCGUGGUGUGUAACUAAGAACGAGAAUAUACCAGAUUUACAAUGAUGUAAGAAUGGAAGUUUUCUAUUAUUAUUAUUAUUAUUAUUAUUAUUAUUAUUAUUGUUAUUAUAUUAAAUUUGGGAUUUCUGGCAAAGAGAUGUGGCAAACAUAAGAAAAUAUGAUACUUCUACAAAUUUAUUUGGCGGUUGUAAUCCUCUGGAAUUGUAUGGUCCUAAAUAAUAAAUACAAAAAAGUACAAAAAACUACGUUGAAAUGUACAAAAAUCAUUCAUGUUUGUAUGAGGAGGCAUUAUAUUUUAAUGUCAUUUUAUGUAUGAAUAAUAGACGGUGCAUCAGUCUUGCAUUUUUCUCUAGGGAAGAGAAUCUCACAUGCAUAUGUAUAUAUUCCUAGUCUUCUGUGUUACCAAAUUAAGCAUUUUGAAAAGUUGAGGACUUAUUUCCUCAGUACUGCUUAUUCUAAAUACUUAAUUUACAGCAAAAGAAGUGCGAUGGAUCAAUGGUUUCCUUCUUAAAUAACUUAAUUUAUGGAUGCUGGGAAACAUGUUUCUUUAAUCAAAUUACUUCGUAUUUACCCAGUGAUGAAUUUACUCGCAACCUUAGAGGUAAUGAAAGGUGUUCAGAUCGUUUAAAUUUUGUUAAUGUGCUGAUUCUUGGACAAAAAUUUAAUUUCCAGGAGGAAACCAUUGAAGAGUUCAUGUUCUUGAAAAUUGUAUUUCAGAACAUUUUUCUUUUGUUUUAUUUAAUUUUUAAUACAUCUGCAUUUUGCGUGCUAGGUUAAUUUUUUAUAAUGUAAGAUAUUCUUUUGUUAAGAUUUUUUUUCUCUAAUUCUUUGUAUUGAACUGACUGAUUGGAAGUGGGAGAAAUAUUUUGAUACAUUUUUAUGAGAAGAAUUGCAUUAUUCAACUUGUUUAACUUUUGCAUUUGAUCUGUGCUAAAUGUUCUGUUCAACUACUCAGGGUUUCAAGUGUGGUGAUCUGAAUAAGACACUACAGAGAAUUGGACCAUUUAUAGUGUGUGAUGAAAAAGAAAAGUACAAAUAACUUUGGGAAUGAAGCGAAGGCAAUGCAUUUUCAGAAUGUGAAUGUCUUCUUAGGGAUAAAACACCCUCAUUCCUAUGAAAGCACAUUAAAACCAAGAAACCACAGUAAAUUAUUGUGAGGGUAUUGGUUUGUUAAUGAUAGAUGCCAUUUGUUACCAGUUGCCAACAGAAAGAAGUUUUGACAUUGACAAGCACUGUUUUAUUCCUUCAGAAAACAAUUCUUACAUUAACAUUUUGCUGCUAAAAUAGUGUUAUGUAAGUAGUCUUGACACUUCCUAUUCCUUCAAAGACAUUUGAGUAAAUUGUCAAAACAACUUUCUGAAUUAUAUAAAUGGUAAAAUGUGUUCAUGUGUAAUAGCACUGGUGAUAAUUUUUUAGAUAUCUGAAAAUUUUUGAAUAGUUAUUGUACCAAAUAUUCAUAUUAUUUUAUGUGACUGGAUUCAGGUGUCAUAAAUCAUACGAUUAUUAAGAAAUUGUGUACAUAUAGUUAAUAGUUAAAAUUUCUUCAUAAAUCUUCCUCGUUGUAGAAACCUUGUGCCUCAGUUGUUGCAGAGGUAGCACUGCCUCUUAAUAACAAAAGCAAACGCUGCUGUUUAUAUGUGUAUAUGUAUCUGAUGUUAAUAAAUUGGUCUAAUGUGAAUGAAUU
Gryllus bimaculatus (two-spotted cricket) is the source of this 3695-nucleotide messenger RNA. Lineage: Eukaryota; Metazoa; Arthropoda; Insecta; Orthoptera; Gryllidae. The record is from the annotation of a GenBank genome assembly.